AGAAUGCACUGGACUACCGACGUAAAACAGUUUGUUGCUGAUCGCACGUAGGACGGAUAAGAUCUGUAACAGAGAUUUAAAUUACAUUUACUUGAGGAGAUCGUGCAAUUAACUAUCAAAGGGACACAAUAUGUUGGGUGGAUUAUUCUCUAAUACUUAUCAAUUAUUGCCGCGUUUCGUAGCAUUAGGUCAGACCUGUUCAUCGAUGAUCGGUUCACCGGCAUUGACGAAUCCAUGGAGCCUCACUUUAAGUAGAACAAAGAUACGCUAUCAUUUUCCACGUCCCUGUGAACGUAAGCGCAUUAAAUGCCAUGGUUGGUUGACAAGAAUGUCCACGCCAAACGGUAGAAAAAUAAUUAUGAGAAGAAUAUUAAAAGGCAGACAUGUACUCAGUCACUAAGAAUGAAAUAUAAACGAGCAUUAUGUUAUUA
This is a messenger RNA of Nomia melanderi (Alkali bee), 431 nucleotides long. RefSeq names its product mitochondrial ribosomal protein L34 (gene mRpL34). Gene Ontology annotation, molecular function: structural constituent of ribosome. Gene Ontology annotation, cellular component: ribosome; mitochondrial large ribosomal subunit. The record is from RefSeq and is a predicted model, not a curated record. NCBI's taxonomy places the organism in Eukaryota, Metazoa, Arthropoda, Insecta, Hymenoptera, Halictidae. Gene Ontology annotation, biological process: translation.